CACAAUUUUAUUAAAAAUUAUUGGCAAAAAAAUUUCCAAGCGGAACUUCUGCAGUACGUGACAAAUAAGUCCAGCCGAUAUGGGUUUACGUUUAAGUGGGUCACUGUGACACACUUAAUGUUUAGCGGGACAAGAAAUAUGACUUUGUAUGAUCGCGUCCUCGAUGUAAACAUUGAUUUUGGGGAUACUCACACUACUUCCGUUUUGGCAUUUGCCCUUUUUUAUUCAAUCGAUUAUGUUUUCCGAACAUUUCAACCAGAAAUCAAAGAUGUCCAAAGUACUUAUGCUCUCACCCGGUUUCGAAAUUAUUCCAUUUCUGUUAUUCAUGCUGUAAUAUCUGGUUUAAGUUCUCUUAUUUGCCUUUGUGCUUACCCGGAUCUCGUUUACAAUAUUAUAGAGUCAGAAAAUGUAUUCGCAUAUCACAUUAUGGGGUUUGCAACUGGUUAUUUCGUUCAUGAUAUUUAUCACAAUAUUUGUGGUGGUGUGGGCCUGAGGUCUCUGGAAAUUAUACUUCAUCACAUAACAGUAAUGAGUCAAUUUGCAUUCAACAUAAUUGCUUAUUUAGGUUUUAACCUGCUUCUUUGUUGUGUCAUCUUAUCGCAUUCUUGUUUGCUAUGCCUUAUUUGGACUUUUAAUGGAGUUGAACAGCAUAUUUCUGCAUGCUAGACAGGUUUUGAUAUUUUUGAAUAUUGCCCCGAGAUCACUAGCAUACCGUGUGAAUGCAGUUGCAAAUAUUAGUAAGUCUGGCUGUUUUCCUUACUAAUAAUGCGUUAGCUACCACAAGUUGGAUGUAAGGAGCCGUUAUGUAAAUUCUUCAGUGAAUAGUGCCACUAAAUAUUUGUAGUUAUCUUUGACGGCAUACUAUAUGGCAUUAUUAGCCGUGGUUGUUUUCCUUCUCCAUCUGUUAUAGUCCUUAUAAUAAAGGUUUUCUUGUAUUUCCCAAUUAAUGAAAAACAAAACGAUAUUGCUUUUACUGACGUUUCGCUAUUUAAUGCCAAUAGCUUUGUCAAAGUAUUAUUAAACCAUGUGUUAUAGUGUUUGAAAAAUGGCGUGUUGUCUUAUUUUUUACACUGAAAUGUCACAUUUACCUUGAGAAUCUGAGUCUUAACUAUUUGUAAGUACCAGCUAGACGGAGAAACUAAGAACCUGAUCUGGGCAUUUGAUGUUUAAUUCUAUAACAGAUCAACCAACUAGUUGUAGGAAAAAGUGGUAUAUUAUUAUUGAUGAAGUCACAUUUUUAGGUUGACAUUUUACUCCAUGUCGUGCUGAAAAAUAUUCCUGUUAAGUAUCAAUACCACUUUUCCUCUAACUUAUAUCCUCGUAUCAGUCGGUUGUUUAUAGUGCAUAUUUAAGUUCAUGUAUAUUGAAAAUUUAGUCAUUGAUUCGUUCGAAUUUAAGACCUCUAUGUUAUAGUGAGUGCAUUGACUUUCCCGAUACACCUGUGAAAUAUAAGAGCAGCGUCAUUCAACCUAUACUAAAUAUUUGAGUUUGGGGCGUUUGUAUGUAUGAACUUCGUAGUACUGUUUAAUUAUGUAUCCGAAAAACUAAUUUUCAACACCAGUCGUUGGUGUUAGUCUUCCGGAAUUAAUAAUUUCAUUUCAAUCCUCAGUGGAUUUUUAAUUCGGUGGUUCUGUUUCAUCAGGAUGUAUCUUACUGACUGAGUUUUAAGAUUGACCUUUGCAGAGGAAUACAGCACUACAAGUUACCAGACUCCAUGUAGUACACAAAGGUAGAAUAAAUAAAGAAAAAGAGAUUCAAAAGGAAUAUAAUGAACAGAAAUAUGCGAAAUAAUGAAUAGUAACAUGGGGACGUUUAGUGGAUAUGGAGGACUAUAAAUAGUAAUUAUAUCUGCGCCAUUGUAAACAAUUUUUAGCCAUAUUACCUAAUCUCCAGCCAUAUGUUCUUAGUAUCCCGAGGACCUCAACCAAGCCGUUCACACCUUUCUACGUGGCUUAAACCAUCUGUCAGGGACUUCAUGAAUUUAUGCCAGGUUAGGGUAUGACCAACACUAAGUCUUUUUCAACUUGACCCAAUGUCAGCCAACUUUGCCCGUCGAGGAAGGGGUGGUGUAGCAUGCUCAACAUGUGUUAUAGAAAUCUCAAUCGAUAAAGCUUCACAGCCCUAUAGGUUGACUUCCCUUCUUUACCCAAAGUCCUGCGUCAAAUCUCGACAUUACUCACCUUAUACCAUUCAACAUGGGAGACAGGACGAAAACUUCCUUAGUCGAAGACAGCAACCUUUUUACAUCUUCUACUUCCACUGUACCUUCCUCACAACAAUGAAGAAAGACAGAACGAACGGUUGCGUAGUACACAUGUCCUUUGAUCGAUACCUGGAUAUCACAUCUACGUCUGAGGUGAUGUAAUUUGGCAAGUGCCACACGAGUCCAUGGUGAGAUUUCGUCAGUUAUCAGUUCAUUAAGGCUGAUUUUUUUCCUUCACGUUCUCAGUGGAAGAUAGGGCUUCAAGCUAAUGACUUGAAGUUUCUGUAGCAGUGUUUUUUCUACAGGAUGGGGUUGCUAACCUCAUGCCCAAACUUUCCUCUUUACCAGCAUUAUUUCUGGCUUAGCGUCCAUAGCCGGGGAUCGAACCCCGGACCAUGUGCAUGGUCGGCGAGCGUCCUGACCACUGUGCCACCGAUGCACAGGGCUGAUGCCACUUCCAAAAUAAGUGAAGUGGAGGGCAUGGUCAGCCACUUCACUCAUUAUAUUUAAACUAGGAGUCAAAAGGGAUCAAUCCUGUAACAUAAUCUUAUAUUUGACAGGGGAGAAUCUCAUGCUUAACAAAUUAAGAUUUCUGCUCAAGGUGUUUAGAAUACUGCAUUUGGUUGACGUCUUCGCCUAGGCGUGCAAUAUUAUCCACUAACUUCAAGUUAACGAAACUCUCCCUUAAUAACCUAUUAAUUCCUAAGUUGCUAAAGUCAGUUACAUCUAUAGUGGGGACGAUGGGCAUUCCUGACGGACUCCACAUGUUGUCGUCACUUCGGUGAUUCUUCGAUAAUUUGUAGUUAUUCACUAUCAGUCAGUUAAUAAAUUGUGAUACAAAUUAUAUGUAAGAGCAGUAAGAGAUAGUCUAUCCAAGGGUAAGAAACCAUUUACACGAAUUUCACUGAGAACAACGUUUCAAUGAAAGAAGUGUCUCAAUUAAAUUUAUUUUACGUGUUCAGAAUUUUACAGUUAUCUAUCACAUAUUUUUCAGUUUUCACCUUAUUGACAGCAUAUUUUUCUAAUCGAUUUGCUAUAUUUUUCAGGUUCUUGAUUACUUAUUUUUAUUCUUAUCCCCCCGCUUAUAGUGUUUAUUACCAUGGUAAUUUACUACAUCCUGUAUUUUUUUCUUCUAUAUCUUUCCUUAUGGUUCUGCUUCUCCUAAAAUAGUUAGUAGAAAAAAAAAAUAAAUCAAUCAUCGUAAAUCACUUGCUUAUAAGUGAAUGACGUCAUAGAAUUUUUCUCAUUUUUACAGUGUAGCACGUGUUUUUGGAAGUCGAGAUGCCUAAUAAAACUGUUUUUAUUCUAUUUAAUCGUAGCCAUACUAUUCAUGGAUGUGACUCUUUUAUUUCCAUCUUUUGGGAAUCCAUAUGGUACUAGUUAAAUGUAUCAGUGACCUGGAAUACGCAGAUGAUGAUGUAGUCCUUUUUGUGAAGACACUGACAAAACACAGUUUUCUGAACACAUCCGGCGAAAAUCUUAGUGUGUUUGGCAUAAUACUCACCCCCCCCCCAACUGUGAAGUGUGGUCUGAUACUACGGCAAUAGUCUGCACCGACUCCUGGUUUAAUGACAGGAGGCAUUUUUAGUGAAUACAGCUUUGUUACUUUUAUCAUCUUUCGUAUAUGCCUGACACUAUCACUUUUCGCUUGGGCAAUUCUAAACCGACAUAAACUACCAGUUGUUGUCAGUUGGAUUCUAAUUUCUAGCUUUACUAUAUUUACAAUCAUGAAUUUAGUUCUAUUCUGGCGUGUUAUAACAGCUGAACAACGUAUCUUACAAUCAAGUCAAUGUAAACCAACACUGGUGAAUGGGAAAACCGAGUAAUUUUAAUUAAUUAAUUAAGAUUUAAGUGCGUUUAUCCGUACAUUCUUAUUGUACUCAGUCUUCGAUUCCACAUUCGAUAGGUAUAUAUAUAUAUAUAUAUAUAUAUAUAUAUAUAUAUAUAUACCUCCUCUUUUACUGUUGUGUAAUUAUGUCUACUUUGAUGUGUAAAUAAACUUAAGCGAACGUCAUCAGUGGUGGGAAGUUGUUUUAUCCCACAACUGUUCCUGUUUGUUUGUUUGUUUUUCUUCUUUGUCUACGAAUGUUUCUUCCUCACGUCUUUCAUAACCUGUGUUCAAAUUUGUACUUGUCCACUACUCGUGUGUAAACAGUCUUAGUGAUUAAUUAUUACUGUUAUAAAUUAACAUUGUUAUUAAUUAGUAUUAGGAAUUAUACUAUUAAUCAUCAUCGCCGUCGUAGCGAUUAAACAUCACCAUACCAAUUCAUAACCAGUGAGCGCUCUUUCUUAUCUAUGUAUUCAGUUGAGUUCCGCGUAAUUUAAAACCUAAAUAAACAGGAAUUUACCGUCGAUGGAUUACUCUGUAUGUAAUUCAAUUCUAUCAAUAUUCACUUCUUGUUGCAUUUUGCACAAAUCUAUUUUUUUGAAAUUGCACAAUACUGUUACCACCGGCACUUGGUACCAUAAAAUGGUGCUAGCUAUUAUUAUUACUAUUACUAUUGUUUCCGAUUAUACGAGGGAAACACUGGCUUCAUAAUGUCACCAUAUAUUGCCACAAUAUAUAUAUAUAUAUAUAUAUA
Molecule: messenger RNA, 4785 nt
Organism: Trichobilharzia regenti
Lineage: Eukaryota; Metazoa; Platyhelminthes; Trematoda; Strigeidida; Schistosomatidae
Source: the annotation of a GenBank genome assembly